GUGUGUGCAUGCGUGCGCGCAACAUGGAAGGAGGGACUGGAGCUGCUGCUGCUGCUUUUACCAAUAUCUGUACAGCUGCUUCCAUUGCAGGGACGCUAGGAACUGGAAGCAAUCUUGAUGAAUCUGAAAGAAUGAUGAAGUCCUUUGUACAUACAGAAGAGGAUGACUUUGUUCCAGAGCUUCAGAGAAGCAUUCAUCCCCGAGAGAGGCCGGAUUGGGAAGAGACUCUCAGUGCUAUGGCGAGAGGUGCAGAUAUCCCUGAGAUUCCAGGGGAGCUGCCUCUUCGGACGUGUGGCAGCACAGCGAGCAUGAAAGUGAAGAAUGUGAAAAAAUCCAUCAACCCAGAACUGAUGGGCUGUGAUGCCUUUCACAGGUUAUCCUUUACCAAGGGCCACUUCCCAAAGAUGGCGGAGUGUGCACAUUUCCAUUAUGAGAAUGUGGACUUCGGCAACAUACAGCUUUCACUCCCGGAGGAACAGAAUGAAGUAACAAGGAACGGCUGUGAAUCCAAGGAACUGGUCUACCUUGUUCAGAUCUCUUGUCAGGGCAAGAGUUGGAUUGUGAAACGGAGUUAUGAAGAUUUCAGAGUACUCGAUAAACAUCUCCACCUAUGUAUCUAUGAUCGGCGUUUCUCUCAGCUCUCAGAGCUACCCCGCUCCGAUGCCCUGAAGGACAAUCCAGAGCUUGUCACCCAGAUGCUGAUGGCUUAUCUGUCACGGCUCUCAGCCAUUGCAGGCAACAAGAUCAACUGUGGGCCUGCCCUCACAUGGAUGGAGAUCGAUAACAAGGGGAAUCACCUGCUAGUCCAUGAAGAAUCAUCUAUUAACGUGCCUGCCAUUGCGGCUGCCCAUGUUAUUAAGAGAUACAUUGCUCAGGCAGCAGAUGAACUGUCCUUUGAGGUGGGAGACAUUGUGUCCGUUAUUGACAUGCCACCAAAGGAGCUGACUACGUGGUGGAGGGGCAAACAUGGAUUUCAGGUGGGAUUCUUUCCGAGUGAGUGUGUUGAGCUAAUUAACGACAAAGUUCCUCAAUCUAUGACCAACUCUGUGCCAAAACCAGUAUCCCCUGCCCACGGAGCCCGUCCAGCGUCUUGGAGCUACUUCCCCCCUUAUUUGGAGAUGGCUAGUGUAAAGCCAGGUUCUGCAUGUGUUACAGAGACUCUGAACCAGUCCCAGCUGAGCUCAGUGUCAAAAAAACACGGCAAGCUCAUCACUUUCCUGAGAACAUUCAUGAAGUCGCGCCCAACGAAACAGAAACUGAAGCAACGCGGGAUCCUGAAAGAGAGGGUGUUCGGGUGCGACCUGGGAGAGCAUCUCCUCAACUCUGGCCAUGAUGUCCCCCAGGUCCUCAAGAGCUGCACCGAAUUCAUUGAGAAACAUGGCAUUGUGGAUGGAAUAUACCGCCUGUCAGGAAUUGCAUCCAAUAUCCAGAAGCUACGCCACGAGUUUGACUCUGAGCAGAUCCCCGACUUGACUAAAGAUGUUUACAUUCAAGAUAUCCACUGCGUGGGCUCCCUCUGUAAACUCUACUUCCGCGAGCUCCCCAACCCCCUGCUCACAUAUCAGCUGUACGAGAAGUUCUCAGAUGCUGUGUCUGCUGGCUACAGAUGAAGAACGAUUGGUUAAAUUCAUGAUGUCAUCCAGCAACUACCCCCACCACACUACAGGACACUGGAGUUCCUAAUGAGGCACUUGGCUCAUCUAGCUGAUUACUGCUCCAUCACAAACAUGCAUACCAAGAACUUAGCAAUUGUCUGGGCACCAAACCUACUAAGAUCGAAGCAGAUAGAGUCUGCCUGUUUCAGUGGAACAGCUGCCUUCAUGGAGGUCCGAAUCCAGUCAGUGGUGGUGGAAUUCAUCCUGAAUCACGUUGAUGUCCUCUUCAGCUCCAAACUCAGCUCAGUCAUACGAGAUGGAGCAGGUCACACUUCCUUAUCACGCCCCAAAUCACUGCUGGUGUCCUCUCCCUCAACUAAGCUGCUCACCCUGGAGGAGGCGCAAGCAAGGACGCAAGCCCAGAUCAACUCCCCUAUAGUGGCAGACAGUAAAUACAUUGAAGUGGGAGAAGGCCCUGCUGCAUUACAGGGGAAAUUCCACACUGUCAUAGACUUUCCAUCUGAAAGAAAAAGACCACCCAACAAGAUGAAGAAAUCCCCCGUUGGCAGUUGGCGCUCCUUCUUCAACCUGGGAAAAUCCUCUUCUGUCUCGAAGAGGAAACUGCAGCGCAACCCAAGCGAGCCCUCUGAAAUGAAAGCCAUAGCACUGGCAGGUGGGAGAGGAGAUAGCGGGACCCUGCGCUCAGCUAAAAGUGAAGAGUCUCUCACUUCCCUGCAUGCUGUUGAUGGUGAAUCUAAACUGUUCCGGCCUAGAAGACCCAGGUCCAGUAGUGAUGCACUGUCUGCUUCCUUCAAUGGGGAGCUCCUGGAGACCAUGAACCACUGCAAUUCUUAUGAUAACCUGCCCCAUGACAAUGAGAGCGAUGGGGACGAGGGGCUGAUUCAUGUUCCUGCCCUCAUCUCUCCUAGGUCAGCAGAAGAUGUUGACCUGAGCCCACCGGAUAUUGGAGUAGCUAGCCUGGAUUUUGACCCUAUGUCUUUUCAGUGCAGUCCACCCAAGGCAGAGUCUGAGUGCCUGGAUAGCAGCAUCUGUCUGUUGGAGUGCAUGGAUUUUAACAAGGACAAGCCAAGCGUAGCUAAGAAGGACUUGGAAGCUGGUAGCCAGAGUCAGACCCCUGGCAGUGCCACGAGCUCUGAACCAGUCUCCCCAUUCCAAGAGAAAAUGAGUCCCUUCUUCACUCUGGACCUGAGCCCAACUGAGGAGAAGGUCGCCCAUGCCUUCUCACCUAAGAUGGGGCGAAAGCCAAUCAAGUCUCCGCUGGUGACUAUAUCAGAGCCAGUCUCUUUGACACUGCCCAGACAAGCAUGCGAAGGGAUGCCUAGUGCUGUGGGGAGUGCCGCUUCUCCAAACUGGAGCAAAAGCAUUAGCGUCAACGAAGCCACAAACAGGUCCCCAACCCAGAGGGUGUCUUUGCCCCUGAAAGCCAAUGAAAUGGCAACAGGUGAGGGAUGCCACCAAGAGGCCCAGACCCAGGUGACUGCUGCCAAGCCAGAGUUGCAAGAAGAAGGGGAGCGACCCAUGCCAACCAGCCAGAAUAAGACUGUACCUUCUGGACACACACAGCCAGGAGCAGUUGCCCUCGACUCCCCCCAGGAUCCUGUUCCUGUCAGUUCUGUCUCUCUUAUCCCUCCUCCUCCUCCGAAAAAUGCAGCGCGCAUGCUGGCCUUAGCAUUAGCUGAGUCCGCACAGCAAGCAUCUACUCAGUCCCAGAAGAAGCCAGGAGAUGCUCAUUCUGACUGUACAAAUUACGGAGGGACUGACAUAGCUAUAGAAAAGGUCCAUCUCUCUGCUGGGGCUGCUCCAGACAAGCUCCAUUUGUAUACUGGUGUUCCUGAGAACCAAAUCCACUUCCAGAGUGGGGCACCUGUAGACCAGGACCUCACUAGGACACCUGGGGACCGCAACCAUCUACACAGUAGUACACCUGGAAAUAGGGACCAGCCCCAUCUGCGUACUGGCAUGCCUGGGGACCUGCAUAGUGGCACAAAGGUGGACUGGGACCACUCCAACUUCCAUACUGGAACAGUGGGGGACAAGGACCACUUCUCCUUCCAUCCAGGUGGCCCUGGGCAUUGGGAGCACACUCCUCUCCAUACAGGUGCUUUGCUUGGCCAGGAACCAUCCACAACAGAUGUGCCUAUAGACAAGCCCCACCUCCAUACUUGCAUAUCUAUGGAUAAGUAUCACAUCCCUCUGGAGAAGCUUCACCUCCCUGCCAGCGCAGCUGAUGACAAACUCCAGCCUCCUCCUGUAGCUGCCAGGGAGAAAAACUCCACGGCUACAAUGACAUACAUGACAACUAUCCAGACGCCAGCAACUGAGAUGAGUCAUGGAACAGCAGGUCAGCACACGGCCCCUGAACCCAUGGCUCAGGCAGAUGUUAUUGUCACGACUGCUCACGUUCUUAUGACCAAUUCCCUAGCACCAUCUCAGAGACAAGCAGACCAUCAGCCAGCCAUGGGACAAGUUCCAGCAGUAGCCACCAAAGGAUCAAGUAGUUCCAACCACGUACGAGGAGCACUGCCUCCAGAAAAGCCACCUGAGCCUCGACUAGCCGAGCCUGCUCCAGUUUUUGUCACCGAAAGUAGUUCCGCUACCCCAUGUACUUCGUCCACUGCUGUGUCCCACCAGGGCCAUUUGGAAAAGGCCUGGGAGAACGUCAGGGCUCCCUCUUUGCACCUGCGUUCCGAGUCAGUCCCUGCACACUCCUCCUAUGGCUUUGCACCUCCUAUCCCGCCCGUGAGGACACUGGAGAGUAAGAUAGCUGCAGCCAUGCACUCCACCAGUCUGGAUGCAGUGAAUACCUCCACUUACCAUUCUUUCCUGGCUUCCUCCAUUCUGCCAUCGUCCGGGGAGGAGGCCUUGCCCCCACCACCGCUGCCCAAGCAUGCCUCUUUGCAGUCUGCAUAUCUCCCCCCUCCCAAGCCAGAGAGUUCCCCUGAGCCGCCCAUGCCAGAGAACUAUCUGCACCACAAGCCAGCAUCCGUCCAUCAGUACAGGCCGGAGAGCGUCCCACCGCAUCUCUCCUACCACAGCAAGUCCGACCAGCACCAAGCUUACGGCUCCAGAUUGGAAACGCCCACGUCCAUGGGCCCUCGCUACACCGCCUAUCCCAGCCAAGGGAAGAGCACAUCAGCCCAUCACUCCAAGCCUCGCAGCCGCAUGGAGUAUGCGUCCUCCAUGAGCCCUACCACCCUGCGGAGCACCGGCUACACGGAGGAGGCUCCACCCUACCCCACCAUCCGAAGGGUGCAGUCGCUGCACGUCUCCACCCCUUCCACCAUCCGCUCCGUCCCCAUUUCACGGACAGAGGUGCCUCCCGAUGACGAACCCAUGUACUGCCCGCGGCCCCUCUAUCAGUACAAGCCAUGCCAGCCCCACUCAGAUUAUCAUGUCACUCAGCUGCAGCCUUAUUUUGAGAACGGGCGUGUGCAUUACAGGUAUAGCCCUUAUUCCAGCUCAUCUGGCUCCUCCUAUUACCCCACAGCAGCAGAGGGGGCGGUUUAUGACCUGGACCCCUACAGCACAAUGCGGCUCAGGCAUUUCCACCCCCUUCCUAGCCGAGACUUUGCAUCCUACACCUCGAGGCUGCAAAGUAAGAAUCUGUACCGCUAUCCCGGCCUGCCUGCCUAUCCUCGGGGAGGCCUGAUGAGUCACCUGGCGGGGAAAGAGCACAGCUUCAUCAGCAGAGAUGUGCCCCCAGCCCCGGACAUCAAGCACACUUACAUGUCAUGGGACCUGGAGGACAUGGAGAAAUACCGCCUGCAAUCCAUCCGCCGGGAGAGCCGCUCACGCCAGAAAGUGAAAGGGCCAGUGAUGUCCCAGUAUGACAACGUGGCUCCACUGCUGCAGGAGGAGCUGGACAUCAUCCACCUCCGCAGCAAAUCGGAUCCUGGGAAAACUGGUCUCCUGACUGUGACCGAAGGGAAAGAAGGGAGGUAUCCAACCAAGACAGCCACCCCUGAAGGGGACGAACAUUACUAUCUGCAGCACUCAGAGCCGGAGCCGGACAGAGCCCAUUACCACGGGGCCUAUGGGAACGGGCAGUCAGAGAAGCCUUCCCUUCCCCAGAAGCAGAGCAGCAUCAGGAGCAGAAAGCUGCACGAGCCAGGCUGCAGCGCUACAGAGCACAGGGGACACCUGCAGCAGGAAGCAAGCCAUCGGCAGCCUUCGGAAUCCAAAAAUGGGCCCCCUUACCCCGACUACAGGCCAAAGGGUGGCCAGGAACCCAUGGAGCCCAUUGGUUUCCAGCACUCAGGUGGGAAGUACAUCACAGCUGGCCAGGAGGCCCUGAGACUCAACCACAAAGAGGCGAAGCUGGCAGAGGACCGGCCAGACUUGGAAAGGCCUCGAGCCAGGCAAAUAGCCCCUGGCGAGAAACACACCAGAGACUGCUAUAAUAAAGAGGAGGAGCACCAUGUCCAACCCAUGGCACCACCUCCCAAGCCAGAACGGAGCCACAGCCUCAGAAUCCGGCAUCCGGAGAGCAUGGACAGGGACCCUAGCCUCCUGUACCCAUACCAAACCCUUGGCAAACGCCAAAGCAGUAUGACAGUGUUGUCCCAGUACGAUAAUUUGGAGGAUUACCAUACCAUGCCUCAGCACCAAAGAGGGGGCUACCUUGGAGGUGGAGGGUUCAUGCCCCCUGGCUUUCCCCAUUCACACAGUAGGACAUACGCCACAGCCUUGGGCCAGGGGGCCUUUCUCCCUACAGAGCUGUGCUUGCAGAGGCCGGAGACAGAGAUCCAUGCCGAGUGAGCUGGGGGAAGGAGGGAUAGAGCCUAAGCAGCCUCUGCUGGACAGUGGACUGUUUUAUUUUUUCAAUGACAAAAUUUAAAAAAAAGCGCACCCCCAUGAGCAGAGCAAACCCACUCUCAACCCUGCCACCAGCUCACCACUCAGUGUUUGUCCUAGGUGUAUAGUUUUCUUUUGUGUCGUUUGAGAGGUUGGAAUGAUCGCGCAGGCUGUGUUGGCAUGUGGAAAGAUGAGCCAGGACCCAGAGAGGCAGAGCAGAUCUGAAAGAGGCAUGGUGGGGAGGGGAAAAGGGGUUUUCCUUCUCCUGGUUUGACACGGGCUGCUGGUUGCAUGCAGCUCUUCUCUUGGCAUAUCCAGUCACUCUCCCAGCUGCCAACAUUAGAGGAGUUGCAUGGAUAUGUUUUACCCUUUGAAUGAGAUGCUGUGGGGGAGUCUGUUCUGACCCUUUCAGAUUGCAUCAGUAACACACUGCAAGCUGUGGGAAAAGGACAGCUUCAAAGUGUUUGUUUCCUCCUAGAUUAUUGGUGCUCUGCCUCCCCUUGAAAAUUGUGCAGGGGUAGAC
Dermochelys coriacea (leatherback sea turtle) is the source of this 6933-nucleotide messenger RNA. RefSeq names its product Rho GTPase activating protein 32 (gene ARHGAP32). Gene Ontology annotation, cellular component: nucleoplasm; cell cortex; actin cytoskeleton. Gene Ontology annotation, biological process: small GTPase-mediated signal transduction. The record is from RefSeq and is a predicted model, not a curated record. Gene Ontology annotation, molecular function: protein binding; GTPase activator activity; phosphatidylinositol phosphate binding. NCBI's taxonomy places the organism in Eukaryota, Metazoa, Chordata, Testudines, Dermochelyidae.